Hibiscus syriacus is the source of this 2115-nucleotide messenger RNA. RefSeq names its product probable serine/threonine-protein kinase SIS8. The coding region runs from base 1 to 2115 and encodes 704 amino acids. The transcript is spliced from 7 exons. Lineage: Eukaryota; Viridiplantae; Streptophyta; Magnoliopsida; Malvales; Malvaceae. The record is from RefSeq and is a predicted model, not a curated record.
AUGCCGGAAAUGAAGCAUCUCUUGCGGAAACUCCACAUCGGCGGUGGUUUAAAUGAGCACCAACGAUUGGCGGAGGUGCAGCCGGUGAUCAGCUCCAGUCCGAGUCUGAGUCCGAGUCCGAACGUGACGGGACAAGGAACGACGACGUCUUCUUCUUCUUCGGCAUCUUUGGUUGGUUCAGAUACAAUGGGGAGAAUCGGGGCCAUUGAAUUGGUCGGGGGAGAUCGAAAGGCUGGGGAUGAGGUGGAUUUUAAUUUACUGGAAGAAGAGUUUCAGAUGCAAUUGGCUUUGGCGAUCAUUGGAUUAGCUGUACAGGCUGAAAGGUUCCUGUUCCUGUUCAUGUCUUCAAACUACAAUGUCGUAAACUAUAAUGAAAAAAUUGUGGAUGGAUUUUAUGAUGUGUAUGACAUUGCACCAACGCUUGGUCUGGAAGGAAAGAUGCCAUCUUUGGCUGAUCUUCAAGCAGUAUCAGUUUCAGAAAAGGUUGAUUAUGAAGUAAUAUUGGUUAACCGGUUGCUUGAUCCUGAAUUGCAAGAGCUCGAGAAAAGAGUGUAUAACAUAUAUGUGCAGUCCCGAGCUUUAGGCCAUGGCCUGGUUUUGAGUGACUUGAUUCAGAAGAUUUCUGAAAUAGUUGUUUACAGAAUGGGUGGUCCAGUAGCUGAUUCUGAAGAAAUGCUGAGAAUGUGGACCUUGAGAAGUUCUGAGUUACGGAAUUCUCUUAACAGUAUCAUUCUUCCAUUGGGAAGACUUGAUGUUGGACUUUCGCUCCACAGAGCCCUGCUGUUUAAGGUUCUAGCUGAUAGAAUUAAUCUUCCAUGCAUGCUCGUCAAAGGGAGCUAUUACACCGGUACAGAUGAUGAAGCUGUGAACUUGGUUAGAAUCAACAAUGGAAGUGAAUAUAUUAUUGAUCUGAUGGGUGCUCCCGGAACACUUAUUCCUGCUGAAGUACCUAGCUGCCGGCUCCUAAAGUCUGCACUGGAUGUAAGGGGCUUUAAUGAAGCUUCUCAAGGGCAGCAAAUGAAGAUCUGUCAGACAAAUGAAGAUGGGAGGGACUUUGCCAGAAGAGAUGUUGCCGAGAGAUCUGAGCAGGAGUUUGGGAAGCUUCUUCCCUCAGCACCUAACUAUAGUGAUGCCUUUUCUGACAUUCAUGAAAAACCUUCAUCAGCGCAAAAGAGAAAGGUUAAAAAUGUUUCAAAGUAUGUUAUUAGCGCAGCAAAGGACCCGGAGUUUGCUCAGAAAUUGCAUGCAGUUUUAUUGGAGAGUGGUGCAUCACUUCCUCCAGAUUUGUUCAUGGAUAUUAGUUCUCAGGAUCUUAGUGAACAAAGUAUGCCCAAACAAGUAGUGAAAGGGACAAAUGUAGAUGCUGCUAGCUGUAAUUCAAAUUUGUUAAGCAAUGAACAUUGUCUUGUAUCCACUGUAAUGGAGGCUUCAGAAAAUAUUAAUUCCAAUACGAGGCUAAAGCAAAUGACUAAGCACCGAAAGGAGUUAGAAACUAAUGUGAUAAAUGCUAAAGUUACAUCUGAUGCUUCAAAUGAGGGAUUUCUUCUUGGUAAUUCAGCUGAUGAUUGGAUACAAGUUCGUAAGUCUUCCUUCUCUGCUAAUGGUUUUUGCCAAAUACAGCCAGAAAAUGUCUUGGCCAUUGAUGAGAAAUUAAUACAGAGGACUUCUGGUACUGGUUUCAAUAAAGAAUCUGCAUUGGAAUUGAUUGAAACCACAGAUAGUGAUUUGCUUCCGGCUAGCAAUGGUCGCAGUGAGAAGAUUUCCCCUAUGCUAAGAGAAGCUUCAGAAUGGGAAAUUCCAUGGGAGAAUCUUCAAUUUGGUGAACGCAUUGGUAUUGGUAAGCUUGUAAUCCAAUUAAACAAAUUCUGGCGGGAUGUCCUGGUUUCUCUGUUUAUAGUGGAUGGACAGUAUGAAAAGCUGAAUGUAAUCAGCAAAAGAUCUAUUAACUGUUUGACAGUGCAUCCUACUCUCGAAUCUCAGCUUAACCUAUCAUUUAUCAGUAUAUAUUGUAUCUCUGCCUACACUGGCAUUCAGUUUAGCAUACUUCUAGAGGCCAAUCCAGUAUGGUUCAUAUUCUAUCUGAACAGGAUGGUGCAAGUAUUCUGGAUUGGGUAG